AUGGUGAUGUUGAUGGUGAUGUUGAUGGUGAUUGAAUCGGAUGAGCCGAAUGAGAGCCGCGUGGUGGAUGAUUCAGACCUGUCUCGAGACCAAUAUCAAAGGGAACAGCCGAAAAAGGAACCGGAAAGAGAGCUUUUUGCAGCGAGGGGCGCGUGUGUGCGGAGGGAAGCGCAAGCGGGUUGCCCGAUCUUCUUGGAUGCUACAUUGCGCGAUAACAAUGUACCACCACGAUCGAAUGGCAGCUGGACGUGUCUAAAAGCAUCGAGCGUCGACUGUAUGCGCGGGUCGAUUCAAGCCGGCCCAAGCUACACCUGUCCUUCUACUCCCACCAUCGCGGUAGCACACUUCAUCAUGCAUACUAGUGUGAAACCUUUGAUCGACAUUCGAUAUGCAGCAGAGAUCCGAUUGUGUCUGGAACAGAGGUACCGUUCAAGAGCGCUCGAACACGAGGAUUCUGCCAAGUCCGUCUGGACUCUAUUUUCGACUCCGCCUGCAAUAACGCUCUCCACGAUCCAGACGGAAUUUCUAGAACUGCCGUAG
Messenger RNA from Pseudozyma hubeiensis SY62, 540 nucleotides. RefSeq lists its product as hypothetical. The coding region runs from base 1 to 540 and encodes 179 amino acids. The transcript is spliced from 2 exons. Lineage: Eukaryota; Fungi; Basidiomycota; Ustilaginomycetes; Ustilaginales; Ustilaginaceae. The record is from RefSeq and is a predicted model, not a curated record.